AUAUGUUCUACCAGGUGGUUGAGUUACCCAUUAAAGGAAUGCAAUUAAGUCAAAACUUGUGAUAAUGGGACAACGGAGAAAUAUUGUUACGGGAUAUGUUUGUCUGUGCAAGUACAAAAAUCCUUUCAAAUCCAAAUAUUUACAGUCUCUCUGUUAUCUUCAAUAUGUUUCACAACAUCAUUCAGUACAUGUAAUAUUACUGCAAUUAUAAGCAUAUACAAUGCAUUCGGAAAGUAUUCAGACCCCUUGAUUUUCUCCACAUUUUGUUACAUUUACAGCCUUAUUAUAAAAUUGAUUAAAUUAGUUUUCCUUAUCAAUCUACACACAAUACUCCAUAUUGACAAAGCAAAAACAGAAAUACAGUAUUUACAUACGUAUUCAGACCCUUUGCUAUGAGACUCUAAAUUGAGCUCGGGUGCAUCCUGUUUCCAUUGCUCAUCCUUCAGAUGUAUCUACAACUUGAUUGGAGUCCACCUGUGGUCACAAGGUGGAUUGGGGAAGGGAACCAAAAAAUGUCUGCAGCACUGAAGGUCCCCAAGAACACAGUGGCCUCCAUCAUUAAAAAUAAAUAAAGUUUGGAACCACCGAAACUCUUCCUAAAGCUGGCCGUCCAGCCAAACUGAGCAAUUAGGGGAGAUGGGAGUUGGUCAGGGAGGUGACCAAGAACCCGAUGGUCACUCUGACAGAGCUCCAGAGUUCCUCUGUGGAAGAUGGGAGAAACUUCCAGAAGGACAACCAUCUCUGCAGCACUCUGCUAAAUCAGGCCUUUAAGGUGGAGUGGCCAGACAGAAGCCGGUCCUCAGUAAAAGGCACAUGACAGACAAAAGGCACCUAAAGACAGAGUGUGAGAAACGAGAUUCUCUUGUCUGAUCAAACCAAGAAUGUACUCUUUGGCCUAAAUGCCAAGCGUUCCGUCUGGAGGAAACCUGGCACCAUCCCUACGGUGAGGGGUGGCAGCAUCAUGCUGUGGGCAAGUUUUUCAGCGGCAGGGACUGGUAGACUAGUCAGGAUCGAGGCAAAGUACAGAGAGAUCCUUGAUGAAAACCUGCUCCAGAGCACUCAGGAGCUCAGACUGGGGCGAAGGUUCACCUUCCAACCGGACAACGACCCUGAGCACACAGCCAAGACAACGUAGGAGUGGUCCUAGUACCCCUGGUUGAGAACCACUGCUCUCCUGUCAUGUCCUUUCUCAGCCUCCGUACCUUCUGUUGUCCCCGCCCCUUUGUUUCUUUUCUCCUCGAACGUGAACAGGUCGCGUUUGAAAAGCUAGCUAGCUAAUAGUACACUGCUAAAUACAGGGAAAUAUUUUUUCUUCAAUCGAGCUGGUGACCAUACAAGAUCUGGUGUUCUGAGACUCCAGUUCUAGAAGACUUGUGAAUAAACACAGCCCUCUUGGCACACACUGAUUUGAAUCGGCGUUGUUUUCACAUUUUAAUUCAAUUACUUUGAACCAACACGGAAUAGACCUUGAAUUGACGGUCUGUGCCCAGCGGGAGGAGAGACACAUCAAACUUGUGACGGCUCCAUUCAAUUACCCAGGUUUAUUUAUUAUUGCUGUUUGUUUUUUUUUUUUUACCAAGAAACAUUCUAACUCGACAGACAAUAUGAGUCAAAAGAAGGGAACGUUGAUGGAUGAAAUCGAAAAGAGUUUAUGGAAUUUAACCGAGGACAAUUUACGCUCCCUUUGUGAACGUUAUGGCCAAGAUGCAUCCCAAGUUAAAGGAUUGGAUCACCGCUCGCUGCGGCGUAAAAUCAUGGAGGAAAUGUGGGACAAUACGGAUUCAAUGAAAUCGGUGGAGCAGGGAACGUCUUGGUUAGUUCAACUGAUAGAGGACAUCAGGAGGAUACAGGAGGAGGGUAGUGGUGCACCCGUGAGUCCCAGCAAAGCCGAUGAGGGAGGGGCUGGGUUACCUAGCAACAGGUUGGAGGUGGAACCCGUGAGUCCCAGCCAAUCGGAUGAAGAAUGGAAUGGAGAGGGAGGGGCUGGGUUACCUAGCAACAGGUUGGAGGUGGAACCCAUGAGUCCCAGCAAAGCCGAUGAAGAUGAUGAUCCUGUAGAUUGCGAUGAAGAAUGGAACGGAGAGGGAGGGGCUGGGUUACCUAGCAACAGGUUGGAGGUGGAACCCAUGAGUCCCAGCCAAUCGGAUGAUGAUAAUGACGCUGCAGACUGUGACGCAGGGGACACGGAUUGGUUGCCUAGCAAUGGGCUGGAGGCAGAGUCCACGAGUCCCAGCCAGUCCGGUGAUUGUGAUGCUGCAGACUGCGAUGAAGAAUUGGACAGGGAGGUCAGGGAUGGGCUGGAGGUGGAGUUAUCUCCAGAGAAGCAUACACCAGAGCAGAAGGACAAGCGUCGCCCACCGAAGACCCUGUGUCGUGCCUCUCCCAGUACCUCCUUAAUUUGGGGUCUGAAGAGGGUGUCUGUGCAGCUGAUGGACUGCAGGAAAACACCGGGGCAGAAAACCUCCAAGAAAACCCACUCCUGUGCUCAGUGUGGGAAGAGUUUUGCCACAAAAGACAUUCUGGAGCGACAUCUGCUAACUUACACUGGAGAGAAACAGAAGAAUAUAUGCGCUGAAUGUGGAAAAGUAUUCAGUACAUUUUCCAGCCUUACCAGGCAUCUGAAAACUCACACUGGAGAGAAAUGUCAUGUUUCUGAAACCACAUGCUCUGAAUGCGGAAAGACAUUCAGUACACAUUCCAGUCUUAGGAGACAUCUGCUAACUCACACUGGAGAGAAACCGUACGUUUGCCCUCGUUGUAAGAAAGGUUUCAAUGAUCCAGGAAACUUGAAGAAACACAUCAGGAGAGCUCACCCAGGAGAGAAGUUGGGUGUGGAGAGGCUCUACCGUGAACCGUGUCCUCACUGUGGGGAGAAGUUUCCCACAAAGAAGGCUUUGGAGGAACACCUGGUAACCCACACAGGAGAGAAACCUCACCAGUGCUCUGACUGCGGGAAGGGAUUCAAGGAAUUGUCUAGUCUUAAGAGGCAUCUGAGAACUCAUACUGGGGAGAAACCAUACAUUUGCCCUCGUUGUGGCAAGCCUUUUAAUGAUCCAGGAAACUUGAAGAAACACAUGAAAAGAACUCACUCCGGAGAAUAUUCCAAAGAGAAACCUUCCGAAAACAAUGUUGGUUCUUCAGAACAGGAGACCGUAAAGAAGCCAGUCCUUCAUCCAUGUUCUCACUGUGGGAAGAAGUUGUCAACCAAGACAAGACUAAAGAUUCACCUGAAGAACCACACUGUAGAGAAAUCUCACAUCUGCCCCGACUGCGGGAAGAGCUUUGCUUUCCGUCCCUCCUUGACCAAACAUCAGAAACUUAGUCAUUCAGAGCACGGAGGAGUGAAACGGCACGAAUGUUCAGUCUGUGGGAAAGUCUUUAAUCAACCAGGAGCCUUGAGGUCCCAUCAAAGAACCCACACUGGAGAGAAACCUCACCUCUGUGCUGACUGUGGGAAGAGUUUCUCUUUUCAGUCGUCUCUGAAAAGACAUCAGGCACUUCACGCAGCAGGUAGUGCGAAGCCCCACAUGUGCUCUGUCUGUGGGAAAGGCUUUAGAGAUUCUGGAUACUUAAUAAAACAUCAAGCCAUCCAUUCGGAAGAGAAACCUCACCUCUGUUCUGAUUGUGGAAAGACUUUUGCAUCCUUAUUUACCUUAACGAAUCAUUCCAAAUUGCAUCGUUUAAACAGAGACCAAUUCCAAUGCCCUGAAUGCAAGCGCCAUUUCCCAACAAAGGAAAGGCUGACAAGCCACCAGAGAACGCAUACCGGGGAGAAACCAUUUCGCUGCUCCCAAUGCCACAAACGCUUCUCUCACUCAAGUAGUUAUCAAAGGCACCUUCGUAUGCACACUGGGGAGAAACCCUUCAUUUGCCCCCUUUGCGGGAAGCAAUUUAAUGACUCUUCAAAUCUUAGAACACAUGUUAGAAGACAUAAAGGAGAGAAGGUAGGCAAGACACAGGUCUCUGAGCCAUGCCCUCAAUGUGGGAAGAGGCUGGCUUCUAAGGCAGGGUUAGAGACUCACCUGCGGACCCACACUGGAGAGAAACCUCACCUCUGCGCCGACUGCGGCAAGAGCUUCGGCUUCCACUCAGCUUUGAGAAGACAUCAGAAAACGCAGCACGGAGAGCAAGUAGCGAAGCCGCACGUCUGCUCUGUCUGUGGAAAAGGUUUCAUGGAAUCUGGAGCGCUGAAGAAACAUGUGGUGACCCACGAGGAGAAACAGCACCUCUGUCCCGACUGCGGGAAGACCUUCAGGGUGGUCCAGGCCUUGUCAAAUCAUCAGAGAACCAAGCAUCAAAAAACGAACAAGGAAGUAAGAGAGAAGAAUCCGUUCCUGUGCCUUACUUGCGGCCAGGAAUUCAAUUCAAAGCAUAGAUUGGUAAUCCACGAGCGAAAGCACACAGGAGAGAAGCCUUACCAAUGCUCCCAUUGCGACAAAUGCUUCACUGAGAAGUCAUACAUGAAACGUCACCAGACUGUGCACACGGGAGAUAAACCUUUCCAAUGCUCCGUCUGCGACAUGAAGUUUUCGCAUGGUGCAUCUUUAAUACGGCACCGCCUAAUACACUCAGGUGAGAAACCGUACCACUGCACUUACUGCGACAAGAGUUUCUCUCAGUCAAAUACGCUGAAAACACACAUACUAACGCACACCGGAGAGAAACCGUACCAGUGCCCCGACUGCGGGAAGCGUUUCACUGAAAAGAAAGCCAUGAAGAAACACCAGCGCAACACACACAGCAACACACACGGGUCAGGGGAACACAACUCUGCUUUCUCUUUGCCUGGUAAAAAACAGGGAUUGAGUCAAGACGGGAGCCCUCGAGCAAAGCUGUACCAAUGCCCUGACUGUGGCAAGUGUUUCUCAGAGAAAAGAGCUCUAACGAAACACCAGAAGACACACAGGAGAGACAGCGCCCCCUAUUGGUCCGGUAUACUGCAGCGAUGGAGUCAAGACCCGCAACACUCUAAUACUGACUCAGACUCUGACCAAGACCAAGACUGGACCUCUUUAUAAAGACUCAGACCAAGACUGGAGAGGCUCAGACCAAGACUGGACCUCUUUAUAAAGACUCAGACCAAGACUGGACCUCUUUAUAAAGACUCAGACCAAGACUGGACCUCUUUAUAAAGACUCAGACCAAGACAGGAGAGACUCAGACCUCUUUAUAAAGACUCCGACCAAGACAGGAGAGACUCAAUCUCUUUAUAAAGACUCAGACAGGGCCUCAGUAUUGACCCCCAGUCAGAUGAGCCCAGGACCUCGUUUAAACAGGGCAGAUAGGAUUGUAUUGUCUUGUUUUGGCCAGCAGUUCUUCAGGCUUUUCCCCUUCUUCACACUAUGUCAACCUUCAGUAUGCGAAUUCUGCUUUAAAGCAAUUUUGUUUCGUUGCGUGUUGUAUUGAGACUUUUCUCAAUUAUAUAACAUAAUAUAUAUAUAUUUUUUAAAGAGCAUGAGAAGAUCAUUUGGUUGAAAACACCAAGAUGAUGAGAUCAACACUCCAUCUUCGGUAUAAACAAGCUGAGGGAUGGGAAUGGGGGGGAAAACAACCUCAAAUUCAUAGACAUGGCAACAGAAAGCUGCCCAUAGCAUUUUACACAGCUACCAUUUACAACCAUUGGAUUUUAAAAUGGAUUCAUUGAUUAUAUUCUUUGUCCUUGAAGAUAACAUUUCCACAACUCUUUAGAAACAAGCGCCCCUCCACCACACACAUACCUAAGAGACUCAAUGAACUUAAAGGAUACUGACAUGUUUCACAGUUGUGUAUAGCAAAUCAUGUUUUUGUUUUACAUUUUUAGGGCUCAGUUUCGAUCAGAUCCACUUUAGUGGUGUCAGAGGUAGAACUGCGUAAGAGCUGUCAAAUCCAUAAGCGGCUCCUGGCAUUAUACCUAAAACAUAACUAAAGCGGACAUUGCAAUCGGUUUUGCACAGUCACAGAAAUCCCAUGCAGCCCUUGUUUAGACGUUGGAACCACUGAAAUAGACAUGGCAACAGAACACUGAAAUAGACAUGGCAACGGAACACUGAAAUGUGAUGUAAUCUACAGCCCGUUGAAUGAUUUUGAAAUCCGAGUGUAUUCUUUCUAUGUAUAGUCGACAGCUCCAACAGUUCCCCCUCAGACGCCACCAAAACAUCCGCCACGUCGGUUGAUGAUCUCAUUGAAUCUAGGCCUAAGUGUACACACUUUGGCAGAUGAUAUUGAGGAAUGUUGUGUUUCGAAAGGCUGUUUUUGAGUCUUAUGGAAAAACAUCAUGGAAACCGUGACAGUAAACGUGUUUGAACUGAA
Molecule: messenger RNA, 6288 nt
Organism: Oncorhynchus keta (chum salmon)
Lineage: Eukaryota; Metazoa; Chordata; Actinopteri; Salmoniformes; Salmonidae
Product: zinc finger protein 585A-like
Exons: 3
Coding region: 1605-5018 (1137 amino acids)
Source: RefSeq, a predicted model, not a curated record